AUGUUUAAGAGAUUUUCAACACCAAUUUUGAAGCCAUACUGGCCCUUCUUUGUAGGAGGAGUGAUCGUUUACUGGGGAGUUGGUAAAGCUGCCAGUGCAUCUGCUCAGACUUCUGAAUUCAUCAACGAUCCUAGAAACCCACGUUUUGCCAGGGGCGAAAAACCCGUGGAAUUGAAAUAG
Messenger RNA from Lachancea sp. 'fantastica', 180 nucleotides. NCBI's taxonomy places the organism in Eukaryota, Fungi, Ascomycota, Saccharomycetes, Saccharomycetales, Saccharomycetaceae. The record is from the annotation of a GenBank genome assembly.